CGAACCACUGGUGCGUAAUGGUGCACGACUGGACGGCAGAUGUUCCACCAGCGGGACACUCUGUCUCCGCACACUUUGUCUGAACUUCGUAGGCGUGCGUUAACUUGCUCUCCUGCCCUUUAAAAAAAAGAAGAAAAAAAAAAAAAAAGAGGCAAGCUCAGGAAGGAAAGGACGAAGAAGAGCGAGAAGGAGAAAGAGAGAGAGAGAGAGGGGGGAGAGAGAGGGGGAGAGAAAAAUUGGACUGCCUCUUCAAAUCGUCCCGUUUUUUUUUUUUUUUUUUUUUUUACGGGGGAUUUGUCGUCAUCAGCACCGCAGAUAUCCCACCUUAGCUCCCUUAAUGGAUGGGGCAGACGUGGUCUAUGCAGCUCAGCACAGACCAAAAGUUUGGAAACCUCUCGUGAAUAUCCGUCGGUUUGGCGUCUAAAGGGAAACGCUCAGAAAUGCGCGGCUGCUUCGCCGGAGUUCAACUCUGAGCAACUCUUUCUGCUGCAUUCGUGCGUUUUUUUCUUUCUUCUUCUUUUUUUUUGUUGUUCAGGAGGAAGGACUCUGCAAAAAGUUUGCAACAGAAAGGAAAACUCAGCGCUGAAGUAGCAGCUCUCUCACCAAAGCCCUCGCUAUGGAUUGUAUGUAUUUAUUGAUGUGCUUCUCUGUCACUCAACUACUUUUGGAUCCGAUCUUCGCUGCAGAAACGCACGAAAAACUCUCGGGAAAGCUAAGUGAGUAUGGUCUCAUCGUGCCAUUCAGCACCGACUCCCGCGGCAGGUACAUUUCUCACGUGGUCUCUGCUGGAAGCGGAAGUAAAGGCGCUGCAGCUGCUGCUGAUGGUGAGGAUGACGGUGGCGAUGGUGAUGAUGAUGAUGAUGGUGGUGAUGGUGGCGAUGGCGCCCCGGCCCUUGGCGGCAGAAGAAGGGUGGCCCGCGAUGCCCCCGCGUCGCCCCCGGUGACCCCCGCCCCGUCACAGCACUUGUUUUUCAAUGUCACUGUGUUUGGGAAGGAGCUCCACCUCCGCCUGCGGGCCAACAGGAGGCUGGUGGCCCCAGGUGCUUUUGUGGAGUGGCAGGAGGACUACGUGGAAAAGACCAAGGAACGUAUCCACGGGGACUGUGUUUUCACCGGAGACGUGAGCGACAUGCCCGAGGCCUCCGUGGCCAUCAGCAACUGUGACGGACUGGCAGGUCUGAUACGGACUGAUAACGGGGAGUUUUUCAUCGAGCCCCUCGAGAAGGGACAACAGGACGUGGAAGUGAAGGGCCGUGUCCACGUGGUCUACCGCAGGUCAGCCCUCAAGCGGGAGACGGGCCAGCGGAGAGAGGACCUCCACAAUGAAGUGACAGACUUUGGGAUCGCAGACCUUCCCGCGGCUCUGGACCUCGUCGAACGAAAACUGCCCGAGUCCGAGCGCAAAAGGAGGCACGCGAAGAAAGACGACUACAACAUCGAGGUGCUGCUGGCUGUGGACGACUCGGUGGUGCGCUUCCACGGCAAGGAGCACGUGCAGAAUUACGUUCUCACGCUCAUGAACAUAGUUGAUGAAAUCUACCAUGAUGAAUCUUUGGGAACCAACAUCAAUGUUGUCCUUGUACGAAUGAUAAUGGUGGGAUACCGACAGUCCAUAAGCCUGAUCGAGCGCGGCAACCCGUCCCGCAGCCUGGAGCAGGUGUGUCGAUGGGCCAACACGCAGCAGCGCCGCGACCCCGACCACGCUGAGUACCACGAUCAUGCAAUCUUCCUCACAAGGCAAGAUUUUGGUCCCGCAGGUAUGCAAGGUUACGCUCCAGUUACAGGGAUGUGCCACCCGCUGAGGAGCUGCACCCUGAACCACGAGGACGGCUUCUCCUCCGCCUUUGUGGUCGCUCAUGAAACUGGCCACGUGCUUGGCAUGGAGCACGACGGCCAGGGCAACCGUUGUGCAGAUGAGACCAGUAUGGGCAGCAUCAUGGCGCCACUGGUCCAAGCAGCUUUUCACCGCUACCACUGGUCACGUUGCAGUAAGCAGGAGCUCAAUCGAUACAUCCACUCCUAUGACUGCCUGCUGGAUGAUCCCUUUGAACACAAGUGGCCCAAGCUCCCCGAGCUCCCUGGCAUAAAUUACUCUAUGGACGAGCAGUGCCGCUUUGAUUUUGGUGUCGGGUAUAAAAUGUGCACUGCUUUUCGAACAUACGACCCUUGCAAGCAACUGUGGUGCAGUCACCCCGACAACCAGUACUUUUGUAAAACCAAAAAAGGUCCUCCGGUGGAUGGAACAGAGUGCGCACCGGGAAAGUGGUGCUUCAAGGGCCAUUGCAUCUGGAGAUCGAGCCAGCAGCCUCAGGGCCACGAUGGGAGUUGGGGCUCCUGGUCAAAGUUCGGCUCCUGCUCCAGAACCUGUGGAGGUGGAGUUCGUUCCCGCAGCAGACAGUGCAACAACCCGGCGCCUGCCUACGGAGGUCGAGAUUGCCCCAGCUCCGCUUUCGACUACCAAAUGUGCAACACGGAGGAGUGUGCUGGCCCUUACGAGGACUUCCGUGCUCAGCAGUGCAUCCAGAGGAGCAACAAGUACCACAAAAACAUCAAGCACACCUGGCUCCCUUACGAGCACCCAGAUGAGGCACGAAAAUGUGAGAUGAGCUGCAAGUCGAAAGAAACUGGAGAGGUGGUGUUCAUGAACCAGGUGAUGCACGAUGGGACCCGCUGCAGCUACUCAGAGCCCUUCAGCGUGUGCGCCCGAGGAGAGUGUCUGCAUGUAGGCUGCGACAAGGAGGUCGGUUCCUACAAACAGGAGGACAAAUGUGGAGUGUGCGAAGGGGACAACUCUCACUGUCGGACCGUCAAGCUGACGCUCACCAAGACGCCCAAAAAGAAUGGAAUGCUGAAAAUGUUCGACAUCCCGAUGGGAGCGCGCCACAUAGUCAUCGAAGAGAAUGAGACUUCGCCUCAUUUAAUUGCUGUGAAGAAUCAAGUAACUGGAAACUUCAUACUGAAUGCAAAAAGUGAAGACGCUGAAACGAAGACAUUCAUCGAGAACGGUUUACAGUGGGAGUAUUCUCUUGAUGGUGCGAAGGAGACCCUGGAAACAACUGGACCUUUGUAUGAAGCCAUUGUGGUGCUGGUUAUUCCCCAGGAAGAAGACUCAAAGAUAAGCCUGACGUAUAAGUACAUCAUACACGAGGACCUGUUACCGCUUAUCACAAACAACAAUGUCCUUUUGGCCGAACUAGACACAUACGAGUGGGCACUGAAGAGCUGGUCUCAGUGCUCCAAGCCCUGCGGGGGAGGCAUUCAGUACACUAAAUAUGGAUGCAGGAGGAAGAGUAACGGCCGCUUGGUACAUCGAAACUUUUGUGAAACCAGCAAAAAGCCCAAACCCAUUCGGAAACGCUGCAAUGUCCAAGAGUGCAGCCAGCCCACGUGGAUGGUGGAGGAGUGGAGUCCCUGCAGUAAGACGUGCGGGAAGCUCGCCUACCAGACCAGGGCGGUGCAGUGCAUGCAGGCGCUCCACAACGGCACCAACCGGCCCGUCCACAGCAAGCACUGCACCGAGGACCGGCCGGAGACGAGGAAGCUGUGCAACCACACCGCGUGCCCCGCCCAGUGGAGGACAGGGGCGUGGUCUCAGUGUUCAGUGACCUGUGGUGAAGGGAUUCAGCAAAGACAGGUGGUCUGCAAGGCCAGCGACAACACCAUCGGAGAAUGUGAGGGCGAGAAGCCGGAGACAGUCCUCAUUUGCAAACUAGUUUCUUGUCCAGAUGAGCCAUGUCAGGGGGAUAAAUCCAUUUUCUGUCAAAUGGAAGUUCUUGCCCGAUAUUGCUCCAUCCCUGGAUAUAAUAAGCUUUGCUGUGAGUCUUGCAACAAGAAAGAAAACCUCACCACACACGUCCCCGACCUCCAAAACACCCAAGUGGCCUCAGCUGAACCUGAAACCCCAGCUCCUUCUCGCCCUGCAACCCGCAAGGCUCCUCCGCCCGCCACCACCCCCGGCGCGGCGCCAACCACUAAGCCCGCCGCCCGGCGGCUCCGCGCCACCGUCCCGCCAACCACCGCCGCCACUGCUGGUGAAGCCUCGCCAUCCACGGGUUCCGCGGCGCCCAAGGGUCCCGCCGGGGACUCCGCCCUCACCGCUGGGAAAGGAGAGUCAGAGGCGGGGCCUCUUCUACCUCCGGGGCCUCCGCGGCCCACAGCAGACUCCACUGGAGGUGCCUCCAAAGAGCACAGUCCAAACAGCACUUUAGGCCCAGUCGCUGCCAGGUCAAGAAGGGACGCUCUGGGAGCCGAGAGGGACUCGAGCAAGCGCUGCACCGAGGACCGGCCGGAGACGAGGAAGCUGUGCAACCACACCGCGUGCCCCGCCCAGUGGAGGACAGGGGCGUGGUCUCAGUGUUCAGUGACCUGUGGUGAAGGGAUUCAGCAAAGACAGGUGGUCUGCAAGGCCAGCGACAACACCAUCGGAGAAUGUGAGGGCGAGAAGCCGGAGACAGUCCUCAUUUGCAAACUAGUUUCUUGUCCAGAUGAGCCAUGUCAGGGGGAUAAAUCCAUUUUCUGUCAAAUGGAAGUUAAUGCCCGAUAUUGCUCCAUCCCUGGAUAUAAUAAGCUUUGCUGUGAGUCUUGCAACAAGAAAGAAAACCUCGCCACACACGUCCCCGACCUCCAAGCUGAACCUGAAACCCCGGCUCCUUCUCACCCUGCAACCCGCAAGGCUCCUCCGCCCGCCACGGCGCCAACCACCGCCGCCGCCGCCACUGCUGGUGAAGACUCGCCAUCCACGGGUGCCGCCGCGCCCAAGGGUCCCGCCGGCGACUCCCCCCUCACCGCUGGGAAAGGAGAGUCAGAGGCGGGGCCUCUUCUACCUCCGGGGCCUCCGCGGCCCACAGCAGACUCCACUGGAGGUGCCUCUAAAGAGCACAGUCCAAACAGCACUUUAGGCCCAGUCGCUGCCAGGUCAAGAAGGGACGCUCUGGGAGCCGAGAGGGACUCGAGUCACAGGACCCUGUCGGCUCGGCAAUGAACAGUGAGCGAUGUUGUGAACGUGCUGCUCAGUUGAGACGGUCUCGUUCAUUAGAUCUCUCUCGGCGGCAUGUGAUAGAAUCACUGCAGAUGUUUUCUCUCUCUUUUAUUUUGGCAGAAAUUGUAUUGUUUUUUCCAUGCCAGUGAAUUUAGACCAGACCAGCGAUGGUUACCUCAUCAAAACUCCGGUGAUCUGUGCGCAGCGUCGCUCCAACCUCUGCGCUUCAAAUAUGAAACGGAAGAGAAAAAAACAAACUUCAGGUCAGGUGCUGUAAACUAAAAACGACUUCAAGGCGUGUUCAAAAUGUGAUGACUGCAUUGCUACAUUCAUGUUUUUAUCUGUGUACAGUUGUGUAAUCCUGUUUUCUCAAGUGCAUUAGAACUACUAUUGAACUUGUAUUGUGAACAUGCGAGGAGAGGCCAUGGUUUUGAAGGUGCACGUGUCAUGGAGAAUGGAGUGUGCCACCUAGUUGGCAAUGGAGUGUGCCACCUAGUUGUAGAUCCUGCUUUCAUCUCAUAAUUAGUGUUGUUUUUCAAGGGUCCAUUUUAAAGACAAAUUAAAUAACACAAAGGAAGUUGGCCGUUUUAUCAUUUUUAUUUCAUGUCAUUCUGUUUCAAGAAUUGGUACAAUUUUAAAAUAUCUCAAAAAUAUAUUCUUUAAACCUUUUAAACAGCUGUUUCUCUUAUUCCCUCUACUAACCUCACAAUUUACUGCCCAGUGACCAUUCGAUGAUUUAUCUCUCAUUUAAAGACACCCAGAUGUUUUUUUACCAGAUGUAAAAAGGUUGUGGCACCUAAAACUUACAUAACUAGAUACACAAAGGCAUGGCUCAGCAGAGGGUGGCAGCAGAGUGCGUUACACAACAGCUGCGAACAUCGACACCAACCUCUUAGUUGUGGAUUAAGCGGAGUAGGGAGAACCAAUUGGCCUAAUUUCCUAACAUUUGUUAAGUCUACAUAGAAACAGAAAUGUUUUUGGUGUCACUAACUCUUGACAAGCAGCUUGGUGCAGUGACUCCGUGGCACAAAGAUAUUACUAACCAAACCAAACUAACCAAAUGUUCAUUAUUACGAAAAACAGACGUUCCCUUAUCCCUUCAUUAUUUAAUUGCAAAUAUAAUGAAUUCUUUUUCUUUCUCGUUUUGUAGGAUAAUCUAAUGAUUUAUAAUAAGAAUUCAAUUAUUUUUCCAGUGGCACACUCCAGACUCCGUAGACGUCACUCUUGGCUCACAGCCUCAUCGCUUCUCUGUCCCCGGUGCUCUUUUUCGUUCUUUGUUCCCAAAACUAACGUACCAGUGAUUAUAGUCACUGCUAAACCCAACCCAACUGUAGCAUGCCCACCCUCUGCCUUUUGUGGACGUCACUGACUUAGAAGAAAACAAUGUAAGGAUGAAAAAAAAAAAUCUGUUUUUGUAUCUGAUAUAUAUUUUUUAGAGAAAAUGUAUAUAGUGUAAAUUUGAACUCACGAAAAGAAAUGAACAACCAGGAAUUGAAUGGAAAGUAUGUUGCAAUUGUAAAAUGUAGGCGAUGCUGUAAGUCUACAGACUGUGGUUGGUCCUACUGUUACGUCAUUACUGCAUUGCAGAUCAUAACAUCAUUAUUUUUAUUGUAUAGUUCUUGUAUAUACGUAAUGAAAGCUUUAAAUGUUAAUAUUUAUUGAAUUUUUAUGUGCUAUGGAGAACAAAGUAAAACAAGUUUGAAAGAACAGA
Molecule: messenger RNA, 6689 nt
Organism: Pungitius pungitius (ninespine stickleback)
Lineage: Eukaryota; Metazoa; Chordata; Actinopteri; Perciformes; Gasterosteidae
Product: A disintegrin and metalloproteinase with thrombospondin motifs 3
Exons: 23
Coding region: 617-4981 (1454 amino acids)
Biological process (GO): extracellular matrix organization; proteolysis
Cellular component (GO): extracellular matrix
Molecular function (GO): metalloendopeptidase activity
Source: RefSeq, a predicted model, not a curated record